Silurus meridionalis is the source of this 1958-nucleotide messenger RNA. RefSeq lists its product as uncharacterized. Lineage: Eukaryota; Metazoa; Chordata; Actinopteri; Siluriformes; Siluridae. The transcript is spliced from 3 exons. The coding region runs from base 103 to 903 and encodes 266 amino acids. Gene Ontology annotation, cellular component: cytosol. The record is from RefSeq and is a predicted model, not a curated record. Gene Ontology annotation, molecular function: N-methyltransferase activity.
GAAUGUUGCAAAAUAAUUUAGGUUUCGUUUUCGUUUUUACUUCACUCUGAAGAAUUAUUCGUACUAGCAAGUCCUUCACUGCUUACUGGAAGAGUUUUCAUCAUGGCCCAGAGCUCUCGUUUCACCGAGGCUGAUUACUAUCAGGAGCAUUUUGACUCGAGAGCCUACGUGAAUAGUUUUUAUGGUCGCCCAGAAGGUCACGACGACGAGAAGAAUUAUCUUACGUGCAUUUUGGGUUGCCUGAGCAAAACUUUUUUAUCUGGUCGGUACAGAGGUCGCAGGCUGAUUGAAGUGGGAAGCGGACCGACGCUGCACACCGUAAUCAGCGCGUGCGAGUACUUCGAAGAGAUCGUGCUGUCUGAUUAUACAGACAGGAAUCGGGAAGAAGUCGAGAAAUGGCUAAGGAACGAGGAUGGAUGCUUCGACUGGAAGCCAAUCUUUGAAUAUUUCUGUGCAAAGGAUGGAAGCAGCUCAUCUGAUUUGGAAGUGAAACUGAGACAGAGAGUGAAACAAGUGCUAAAAUGUAACGUCCUCGCAGAAAACCCUUUCCACCCAGAGUGUGUUGAACCAGCAGAUUGCGUAAUAACAUCCCUGUGUCUCGAGGCGGCGUGUAAAGACCAUCAGUCGUACAGAGAUGCAGUCGGUAGAGUGGCAAAUCUGCUUCGUCCAGGUGGCGCUCUGGUGAUGAUUGGGGUUUUAGGAGAAACCUUCUACUCUGUUAAUAAAACCCGCUUCUCCUGCCUCUCUCUGAGCAAAGCGAAUAUUGAAGAUGUUCUCCGAAACUUAGAUGUCACUGUGCAGGAAUUUAACAUAUUUCCAGCAGAAGAUCGUGAAAACAACAAAGUUUCCGACUUUGAAGCUUUUUUCUUUCUGGUAGCUCUGAAGUCUACAAAGGCGAUAUAGGCAUGUGAUCAUAGGCUUGCAGGUUAUAAAUCAUACUGCAUUGCUUAACACAAAUAAUGUCAACUCAGAUACUAUGGAAAUAUACAUUUAAUUAUAAUUAUAUAAAAUUUAACCCUUAAUCUUUUAGCUUUAAGUAGUGAAAUGAUAGAUUUUAAGUAAGCUUAAAUGAUGGUACUUGACCAGCAUAUAAUUAACAUAUAUAAGUAUGUAAAUAGCUCAGUUAUUAGCUCAUUAUUUCUAUAAAAAUGUUUCUUUUUUUUUAACUUAAGCAAAUCCUGUGUUUACUGCACUGAAAUUAAUGAUGUGUAAUGAUGCUAAGGUGUGCUGAACUGUACAUUCAGGUAAAAAUUUGGAUAAGAAAAAAAAUAAUUAUCCACUCAAUAGUUACAAGUACAGAAUAACUAAUCUACAUAUUAUUAACAAUGUUUAAUAAGAUAAUUGAUUAAUUGUAAACAGCAAUUUACACUAACCAUUAGUCACCGGAUCCGGGGCCUAUGUCAAUAUCCGCACAUUCAUUCCUUCACACUGGAAAAGUUCUGGAGUUCUGGCUGGGAUUCACAUUUAUAGUUAGUUAGCUGAAUAUGUGUAGAGCAAAACUGAUGGAGAUAUUAUGGCUUUUAUUAAACACUAAUCAAGCAUUGAACUACCGUGUGAUGUGAUGGCAGCUCUAGUCAAAGGCAAUUCCUGCUUCUCAGCUCCACAAUAUAUAUAAAAUAUUUCAUAACAUACCUAGUCUGUAGUCAUUUAAUAUGCUGUAAUUUGUAACCAUGAAAUGUACCAUGUUGUUCAAGCUGAUCAACUAGAAAUAAGACAAAAAUGUUUAUAAGAUCUAUUGCAUGUUGUAUUUUUUUGUUUUUGCAUGUUUUUAUUUUUCUGCUUUCAGUUUUUAUCAAAAAUGAAUGAAAGUUAAAGCUGAAUUUUUGGUAAAAUGUGAUUAAUAUGAUGUAAAAACACGAUCAGUCACAUUGUUUUUAUAACAUUUACAUAAUGCAAUAUCUAACAUUUAAUAAUGCACACUUGUAAUAAUUAAUAAAAAUAAAUAAAUAAAACAAAAA